Molecule: messenger RNA, 432 nt
Organism: Anthonomus grandis grandis
Lineage: Eukaryota; Metazoa; Arthropoda; Insecta; Coleoptera; Curculionidae
Exons: 2
Coding region: 46-408 (120 amino acids)
Source: RefSeq, a predicted model, not a curated record
AAUUUUAUUACAUAAUUUAAUAUACUGAAAAAAAUCCAUGACAAAAUGGCCAUUCCAAAAACAGAAAAGAAGGUAUUUGACAUAAUGAAGGCGGACGAAAUGUGGAAAAGUUUCAUCAAGUCCGAGGAUGAUUCGUCGAAAAUUUGGCAAAAAAACUGGGGCUGGAUCAUGGAUGAAUACCGGGAAUUAGAAAAAAAGCUAAAAGCGAAAAGUGAACAGUCGAAAUUCCUCACGGAAAUCUUAGAAGAAAAGAAGGAAGAUCCGAGAAAACUAACCGAUUUUCCAGAAACGACUAAUCACGAAUACGGCUGGAUAGGGGACCACGAGGCCUUCCGGUUAGAAAUUUACGGCUCCGAUAUAUUUAAAGCGAAACCCUUACCUGACAUUUAUCAUAUUCCAAAGCAUUAAAACAAUAAUAAUAAACAAUUUUAU